Molecule: messenger RNA, 897 nt
Organism: Coregonus sp. 'balchen'
Lineage: Eukaryota; Metazoa; Chordata; Actinopteri; Salmoniformes; Salmonidae
Source: the annotation of a GenBank genome assembly
AUGAUUGGUCCUGAUGUGGUUGAUUACAUGAAGACCGGUAAAGGGUCAGAGGAUUACAGCACCCGAGGAGCCUUCCAGUUCUCCAUUUUGAAACAACUCCUGACAGAUGGAGAAUAUGAGAAAUAUAAAGAGUACAUUAACCAUUAUGAAAAGUUUGUGAAGGACUGGCUGUUUGACCAGAUUGUCCAACAACUCUCAAAGGACAACAGUCUGGAGAAAUUGGAGAAGAAACAUCUUUCAGAGAUAGUCAAGAUAAUCACUGUUGCAAUUUCAAACAUCAGAAACACAACUAGUACUGUAAAAGAUAUCAAGACGUUCAUUCAGAACAUCUGCUGUGCACUUGGUGAGAAGCUUGUCUUCCCCAAGGAUGCUCUGGAUUCCAUCAUGACUCUGAACUACUUUACUAACACAGCACAGUUUGCUGACUACCUCACAGCGUUUGUGGGAAAAAUGGAGCAGUCACUGGCAACUGAGUACGAUAAGAGAGGAGACAUUAAAAAGAGACUCAGAUCUCUGCCAUUCAAGCCUCAGGAGGAGAUGUUCACCAGUGUGUUUGGCUGUGGGGAGGCAUGUCCCUUCUGCCAUGCACCCUGUGAAGCAGGAGGGAAGGAGCAUGCCAAACACUUUACCUCCAUUCACCGUCCACACGGAGUCAUUGGUUGGAGCAGAAGAGUGACAAAGGUGCUAGUUAUUGACAUAUGUUCAUCUCUUGUGAUAAGUGGCCGUUCAUUUUACAAUCCCUCAACAGCAAAAGAAUCUUAUCCCUACAAGGACUACCAGACAUAUUACCCUAACUGGGUCAUAACUGGAGAUCCCAGCGUUGAGGCUUCAGUCUACUGGAAGUAUGUGAUGGCCACAAUCAAUGAGAGAAUUGCUACAGGAUACACUCCCUGCUGA